Messenger RNA from Magnusiomyces paraingens, 2904 nucleotides. RefSeq lists its product as uncharacterized. Lineage: Eukaryota; Fungi; Ascomycota; Dipodascomycetes; Dipodascales; Dipodascaceae. The record is from RefSeq and is a predicted model, not a curated record. Bases 1 to 2904 code for a protein of 967 amino acids. Gene Ontology annotation, cellular component: RNA polymerase I upstream activating factor complex. Gene Ontology annotation, biological process: nucleolar large rRNA transcription by RNA polymerase I; transcription initiation at RNA polymerase I promoter. Gene Ontology annotation, molecular function: rDNA binding; RNA polymerase I general transcription initiation factor activity. The transcript has a single exon.
AUGGACGAAGAUGGCGAUGAGCGCGUAACAGACCAAAGCGCCAUGGCCAUGUGGGAGUCGUUUGAGCUUUCCGGGCUGCGGCCGUGUAAUAUCCGGAGCUUGACGCCCGAGACUGAGGCAUACCUUGCCAACCCGCUGCACUUGUUUACCAGUACCAAGCAUUACCAGUCCUACUCGGACAACCUGUAUGCCCAGCUCCCACAUGUUAUGGGCCCGUACAUGGUGCCUGCGCCCAACGCGUAUCCGCUUAUGCCCCCUCGCGCGUUUGCCCAACUUGCAUCACUGCUGAACUUGCCGCCCGGCGUGCUGCUCCCGCGCCGCCGUAUCGACGUUUGUAAAGAGCUCGGCAUUGAGCGACCUCCUCGUGAAGUUGUGCUAGUGGCCGACAGUACUGCGUAUGAUCCAGAGGACAUUACAUACAGCCAUUAUGAGGAGGAAGUUAAGAAAAAACGCAAGCCUAUUGGGGUAGAGAAUGAAGACAGUCUGCAACAGUCUCGACCACGCAAGAGAGCAAAAGUGUGCACAGUUGCGCGACCCCAGUUUUUAAAAUCCUAUGCAUCAGUUUAUAACGCUGAGCUCGUUGAGUUUUUAACGGGAGUUUCGGGUCCCUCGGAGCUCCAGCCUAGUAUGGUUUCGGCAACAAAGAGUGCUCCUGUGACAAGUACGUCCUACGGAACUCUAUGGACUAGCGAGGAAAAGGAAAAGUUUUUUGUAUUUCUUGGGCGCCGGUCGCGGCAUGAUAUGGCUGGGAUUGCCGAGGCUAUAGGCACCAAGACUGCUCUGGAGUGCGAGAUAUACCAUAAUUUAUUAUUUCGUGAGGCUCAGAAACUACGCGGAGACCGUGUAGAGGGGAAUGUGAAUAGCAUUUCUUUGGGAGAGAUUCCGGCAGCUGCAGAGAUGAGUGAACUGUGGAUCGAGAUUGAACAGGCGCAGGCGCAGGCUCUCGAUGACUGGACCAACCAUUUAGAAAGCGGGUGUUUGGAGCAUGACAAGACCGACGACAAGAGUGUUUACUACAACCCCCAGGUCUCAAUUAUGGGCGCUCGCAAGACGGGCGUUUUAAUUGACCUUAAAAAUAACCCAUUCAAGUCUGAUCCGCCAUUGUAUGGUGAGACUGAGGAAUUUUUCGAGUCUCAAGAUCCUGCUUUUGAGCCGUACUUUGAUGAUCCUGUGAAUAAGGUUGUGCGUGCAAGCUCAGCCAUGGCUAUGGCCCACGAGUUCUGGAACAUGCCAUUGGGAGACUCUCUAAGCCGCGACUUUGCAGAACGCACUCAACUACAGUAUAUUGAAGGCGAGACAUUGGACGAGCUAAACCAGAUUGUGAUUGAUUAUACGCGGAGUCUUGUGCGCGCAAUCUAUGGGCGGAUGAUUGCGAUGCUUGCAUCCAAGUCGCGAUACCAAAAACAAAACUUAACGGUGACACGGACCAUGGUGCUAUCGAUGUUGCAGGAAAUGGACUUUACGUUGCCACGACACACGCUGCUGAAUAGUAUUCUUGCGCGGGAAAACGUAGACGUAUUGACGUCGGUGCGGAACAAGACGGUAGAGAAAUUUUGUACUUUUGUUUACAAUCCGUUUUACACGUCGUGGCAUAGCAAUCUUUUGCUGAAUCGAAGGGAUUACCAGUCUGCGUAUAGUUUAUUGCGAGAAAAAGUUCAUGGGAGUUUGCAGCGGCCGUUGGAAACAAAUGAUGUGGACGAUUCUCGGAGUGUGAUUGAUUUUAAUUCUGAUGAGGAGUCUGAAGAGAUGAAGCCUUUACAAGCGGACGAGUUUCGAGAUUUGGACGAGGACAGAGAGUACCUUUCUGAUGAGCUACUGGACUAUUCUGCACAUGCCAUUGGUAGCAAGAUGCGCAAGAAGAUUAUGAUUCGGGCAAUUCCACCUCCACGAAGCUUAGACGAGUUUACUGAAAAUGAUAUCCGAGAUAUGAUUGAUACCGUGCGAGCUCUUGAAGAGAAAAAGAUCACUCAUAGCGCAUUAUUAGAGCGCACGCUUUUGGCCCAAAACUGUGGCCGGAUGCCUGGAGAAAACGAUAGCGAUACCGAGGCCCAUUCCACAGACGAGUCCGAGAGCGAGAAUGAUAACGAAAACGAAAGCGAGCUUGAGAAUUCUCGGGUUCCAGUUGGAUGUGAUGCUGAGGGACAUUUGCUAUCUAUUGGUAUUGAUGCAUUACUUGCGUACGAAGAGCAAGUGCUUGAUAGCCUAGACAAGUCGGUGAGCGAGCGAGAGGAAGAACGGCUUUUGCAGAGAUUGGAGUUGGAAGAGCCUAGUGUCAGGGCCGUUUACAGGCAACUUGGGGAGUGGUUUAUGGCGGACGGCAUACCGCGGAUAGCCGAGACAGUACGCGAACUUAUGCAGAAGCCGGAGUACGCCGAUGAAGAUAUGACUGACUGUUCGUAUAAGGGCCGGCGGUCAGCUGGGCGACUAGAGCGUGAGCGACUGGAUCGAGUUUUUUCUACUCGGUGGGCAUUUGACGAGGAGCUGCUGAGUGGAGUUGAUGACGAAUAUCUGUUUGAGGCGCGGUUGCUUGUGACGCAGAUUAUGUAUGUGCAUGCGUUGGAGCGGUCGAGGCUGGUAAGGCAACUUCAAGAGAAGCUAGAGCGGAAAGCUUCGGCAAAGCAUGCGAGUAAGUGUCGGAUGAAGCAUUUGGAGGAUGUGAUUGAGGAGCUUGCGAAGUGCUUGGCUCCGAUGACCGAGGUUGAAAGUGAAGAGGAAGAGGAAGAGGAAGAAGAGGAAGAAGAUGAAGAAGAUGAAGAAGAUGAAGAAGAUGAAGAAGAUCCGGGAGAAGGACGCAACGACAAGAAGCGAUGGGGUGUUGCACGGAUGCUUGCGAUGGAAUACUUAUCUGCGGCACAUGCGGGAUUGGCGCGAAUGUUUCCUUUACAGGGUGGGCUUGGGAUUUAA